Molecule: messenger RNA, 1842 nt
Organism: Danio aesculapii
Lineage: Eukaryota; Metazoa; Chordata; Actinopteri; Cypriniformes; Danionidae
Product: lymphocyte antigen 75-like
Exons: 5
Coding region: 423-1514 (363 amino acids)
Source: RefSeq, a predicted model, not a curated record
UAAGAAGCUUUAUGAUCCCAGCUUUAUAUUCACUAACAUUUAUUUCUUACCAAACUGAUUAUAGCAUACCAACAUUAUUUUUUUAGAUAUAAAUGAAGCAUCAGAAUUAAUUUCCUAUGAUUAUUUCUUGUCGAUGUAUUCUGUCUGAAUAACAUCAUUUACAUUCAGGUCUCUGAUUUUGUACUUUACUUUUUUGUACUGUUUGGAUAUAUCAAACAAAAUCAUUUUAAUAGAAAAUAUUGUUUACUCACUAUCUUUUGGCUUAGUCCUUGAUUUAUCAGGGGUCGCCACAGUGGGAAAAUAUUAUUUAAUAUAAGUGUGCAUGGGUGUUCAAUCUAUUUCCUGAAACAACUGUAUACUCUAAGCAUUCUGUCAAAGCAUGUCUACAGUAGAUUCUGAUUAAGCUACACUGAGCAACAUUAAUGAUGUUCCUGCAUGUGCUGCUUCUCUUCUGUGCUUCUCCUCCUUCAGCUGCUGAAGGCCGACUGAGACAGUUCUACAGGCUGAAUAAUAAGACUAAUGUAUCUGUUGCUGAGAGUUUAUGCAGAGUAAACUACACUGACCUCGUCACAGUUUAUGACCAACAAGACAAUAAUAAACUACUGCAACUGCUUAAGAACAGCAGCUCUCAACAAGGCUGGAUUGGUGUUUAUAGAGGAAACUACAGUCUAAAGUGGUCAAAUGGUGAUGAAGUUUCAUACAGCAGAUAUUCUCCAAGCCAUUCUGAUCAAACUCGCUGUGCUGCUAUGAAUGCUGUUGGAGAUUGGGAAUCUAUUCUAUGCACAGAGACAAAACACUUCAUGUGCUAUGAACAAGAUGGAGCUGGAGCAUCAUCAUAUAUCUACACAUUAAUCCCUCAAAAUAAAAGCUGGUUUGAUGCUCAGCUUUACUGCAAAGAAAAUCACACUGAUUUAGUCUCUAUCAGAAAUCAGGAGGAAAAUACCCUGGUGCUGACCAAACAAGAUCAGAGUAAUACUCCUUUCUGGAUCGGCCUGCUGAAUGACAGUGUGGACUGGAGUGAUGGAGGACGAUCUGCUUACAGAAACUGGUUUCAGAACACUGAUCAGAGCAAGACUUAUGUUUACAUGAUUUUCACUGAUGGGCGUUGGAUAAAGAUCAAUGACGGGCAGUUCAAUCCUCUGUGUUACAAGAGCUUCAUUCAUGUGAGUCCUGCUGAAAUGUCCUGGGAAGAUGCUAUGAAUUACUGCAGCGCUCACUUUUCUAGAGCGCUGUGUCUGGAGUCUGAGAACGAUCAGACAGAAACGCAGCGAGAGUUAAACAGAAAUAAUAUCUCUGCUCCAGUUUGGGUGGGUCUCAGACAGAGUCGACUUUUUGGAUUCUGGAUUUGGAUCAAUGGUCUUGAAGUGGGAAACUGGACAAACUGGAAAGGAGGAAUGGCUCCUGAAGCUGCGCUUUCUCAACACUGCGCUGCCAUGGAGAAGGUGAACGGACAAUACACACUGACUGAUAAAGACUGCAGGUCUACAUUCAGAGUUGUGUGUGAGACGCAGUAAUUUACCACUCUUUACCGCCUUUUCCUUUAUUGAACAGUUUUCAGGAGCUCCUGCUGUUAAUAGUGAACAGCUCAAUCAUUUGUGUCUUUAAAAUUACAUUCGCAGUUAGCAUUAACCUCUAUAGCAGCUAGAUCAGAAAAUAUGAUGUUUGAUGAUUUUCUUUGACUGAUCUUGUUUACUUUUCUGGUUCAUUUUCAUUUAUUGUGUCAAUUCACUUCAAUUUGCUACAGUUUACUGUAAAGCUUUAGGCUUUGUGCUAAAAGUGAAUAUUAUAGGUUGUUAAUAAAUAUAAUGCACAUUACUUUCUAUUUCUGCUAAUAUUUUAUUA